Messenger RNA from Sabethes cyaneus, 488 nucleotides. It is a transcript of the gene Blos1, whose product is annotated as biogenesis of lysosome-related organelles complex 1 subunit 1. The coding region runs from base 98 to 466 and encodes 122 amino acids. Gene Ontology annotation, cellular component: BLOC-1 complex. Gene Ontology annotation, biological process: endosomal transport. The transcript is spliced from 4 exons. Lineage: Eukaryota; Metazoa; Arthropoda; Insecta; Diptera; Culicidae. The record is from RefSeq and is a predicted model, not a curated record.
UCAAAAAACUUCUUUGACUUUGUAGUAGGUAGCUUUUGCUUUUCUUCAUAAGACAAUAGAAACGCUCCUGAAGCAGAUAAUACUUAUUUUUGGCAAAAUGUUAUCCGCUAUGAUCAAAGACCACCAAGCAAGGCAAGCAGCAAAAAAAGAAGAGCAAGAAAAACGAAGAAAGGAGGCGAUCCUAUCUGCCAAUGAACUAACCCAGAAUCUAGUGGACCAUUUGAAUGUAGGCGUCGCUCAAGCAUACCUGAACCAAAAGCGGCUGGACGCGGAAGCGAAACAACUUCACGUUGGGGCUACAAACUUUGCCAAACAGACCCAGCAGUGGCUGACACUGAUCGAAAACUUCAACGGUUCACUUAAGGAAAUCGGUGACGUAGAGAAUUGGGCGAAAACUAUCGAAAAUGAUAUGAACGUGAUAACGACGGCUCUCGAGAUUGCAUAUAAAACAAGUCGGGAUAAAUAAAUUGAUGUGUUUAUACUAUAGG